Symsagittifera roscoffensis is the source of this 798-nucleotide messenger RNA. RefSeq lists its product as uncharacterized. The record is from RefSeq and is a predicted model, not a curated record. Lineage: Eukaryota; Metazoa; Xenacoelomorpha; Acoela; Convolutidae. The transcript has 5 exons. Bases 75 to 797 code for a protein of 240 amino acids.
UGUAUGCUCUUCAUAAACAAAACUCUGUUCACCUUAUUCGCAGAUUUCUUUUUAACUUAACAUUGACAAUUAUAAUGAUUUGCGUUACUUUGGUUUUAUUUUGCCUGCGAUGGCAAUUUGUAGGAGCAACCGAGGUCAUGGGUCCAAUGGGGGUGCCAGACAUGUGGCAAUCUUUUUUGUAUGUACUCCCCCAUGAUAACAGCACCAUGUGGCAAGCAAGAACUUGUGCCGGCUUCAGCAAACGUUAUUGUUUCGUGGGUAAUCUUAUCAGGUCUAGAGGACACGAAGAUUUUGAAGAAGCGCCAGAUCAACAUUAUAUUGACUUUAUCAAACUGUUGAAACCAUUAUACACCUUAAUCAAUUGGUUCUCUAUGUCAUCAUUAAUGCCGCAAGAGGUGGGGUCGUGCUGUUUCAAUCAAAUGACUGUCUAUCAUAAGUUUGGAACCAAAAAUGGAAUGUCACCGAUCGAAUAUGUUCACUCUGUCACAAACUUCAGUGCCGAAGGAAAACAGUUGAACUUGAUACAUGCACAAUACAACAAAUUCUUUUGUGUAAACAUAAUACAAGGUGUGGGUUUUGGCAGCGGCCGGAUGAAAUUUCGGGGCAAAAUUCACAACGCAGUUUUCGUUUUGACUCCAAACGACAAUGGAUUGAUUCACUUUUUUCCACCCGAACGAAUCAAGGAGCAGCUGAAUUAUGAUUGGUUCAAGCAAAACGUGAUUUGCGAAGAACAAUCUUGGAUUUGUAUAAGGUAUCCUCCACGACAGUUAGCCUCCAACUCUUCUGCUUCAACUUAAA